AUGGCUUCCUCAACAGCCCAGAUUAAUGUUCUUGGGGGUGUUGGUGGGAUUGGCAGUACAUCUUCAAGAAAACACAAAUUUUCUUUUGCGCCAAGAUCAGUUUUCUUUGGUCAAAACCUAGGAAAAACCAAAGCUUCGUUCUUAAAACAUACAAACAAUGCUUCAAGAAGAAGGUAUAGUACCGGACCAGUUAGGGUAGUGAAUGAGAAAGUUGUUGGGAUUGAUCUGGGGACCACCAAUUCGGCGGUGGCGGCAAUGGAAGGUGGGAAACCCACGAUAGUUACGAACGCCGAGGGGCAGAGGACUACGCCAUCUGUUGUGGCGUAUACCAAAAAUGGGGAUAGGCUUGUGGGGCAGAUUGCGAAAAGGCAGGCGGUGGUGAACCCGGAAAAUACCUUCUUUUCGGUCAAGAGGUUUAUUGGGAGGAAGAUGAGUGAAGUAGAUGAGGAAUCUAAACAGGUUUCUUAUAGGGUUGUGAGGGAUGAGAAUGGAAAUGUGAAAUUGGAGUGUCCUGCUAUUGGGAAACAGUUUGCUGCUGAAGAGAUUUCAGCUCAGGUUUUGAGAAAACUUGUGGAUGAUGCUUCAAAGUUCUUGAAUGACAAAGUGACCAAGGCAGUUGUUACUGUGCCUGCUUACUUCAAUGAUUCCCAAAGAACAGCAACAAAGGAUGCUGGUCGCAUUGCUGGGUUGGAAGUUCUUCGAAUCAUCAAUGAACCUACUGCUGCAUCGUUAGCAUAUGGAUUUGAAAAGAAGAACAAUGAGACCAUCCUAGUAUUUGACCUUGGUGGUGGUACUUUUGAUGUUUCAGUGCUUGAGGUUGGUGAUGGAGUCUUCGAAGUGCUUUCUACUUCUGGAGAUACACAUCUGGGUGGUGAUGAUUUCGACAAGAGAGUUGUUGAUUGGCUUGCUGGUAACUUUAGGAGAGACGAGGGUAUUGAUCUUUUGAAGGAUAAACAAGCACUUCAGCGGCUAACCGAGACAGCUGAGAAAGCUAAGAUGGAGCUGUCUUCUUUGACUCAGACAAAUAUCAGUUUGCCGUUCAUCACUGCUACUGCUGAUGGCCCCAAGCACAUUGAGACCACUCUAACAAGGGUCAAGUUUGAGGAAUUAUGUUCUGAUCUGCUUGACAGGCUUAAAACCCCAGUUGAGAAUUCCUUGAGGGACGCCAAAGUGUCCUAUAAGGAUUUAGAUGAAGUGAUUCUUGUUGGUGGAUCAACACGUAUUCCAGCUGUACAGGAGCUUGUGAGGAAGCUGACUGGGAAGGAUCCUAAUGUCACAGUUAAUCCAGAUGAAGUUGUUGCCCUAGGUGCUGCAGUGCAGGCUGGUGUUUUGGCUGGAGAUGUCAGUGACAUUGUGCUGCUGGAUGUGACUCCAUUAUCUCUUGGUCUGGAGACCCUAGGAGGGGUUAUGACAAAAAUUAUCCCCAGAAACACUACACUUCCAACCUCCAAAUCAGAGGUGUUCUCAACUGCUGCUGAUGGACAGACAAGUGUAGAGAUUAAUGUUCUCCAGGGUGAAAGAGAGUUUGUGAGGGACAACAAAUCUCUUGGCAGCUUCCGCCUGGAUGGUAUCCCUCCAGCUCCACGAGGGGUUCCUCAAAUUGAGGUGAAAUUUGACAUUGAUGCCAAUGGUAUUCUCUCUGUUGCUGCCGUUGACAAAGGCACAGGAAAGAAGCAAGACAUCACCAUUACUGGUGCUAGCACCUUACCCAAUGAUGAGGUUGAGAGGAUGGUCAGCGAAGCUGAGAAGUUUGCGAAGGAGGACAAGGAGAAGAGAGAUGCUAUUGACACAAAGAACCAGGCAGAUUCUGUCGUCUACCAGACUGAGAAGCAGCUUAAGGAGUUAGGGGAGAAGGUUCCAGCCCCUGUCAAGGAGAAGGUUGAGGCAAAACUCCAAGAGCUCAAGGAUGCAAUUGCCGGUGGAUCAACUCAAGGUAUGAAAGAUGCCAUUGCUGCCCUCAAUCAAGAAGUCAUGCAACUUGGCCAGUCCCUGUACAAUCAACCAGGUGCAGCACCUGGUGCUGGCCCUGCCCCUGGCGGCAGUGAAGCUGGACCCUCAGAUGCAUCCACCAAGGGACCCGAUGGAGGAGAUGUAAUCGAUGCAGAUUUCACAGACAGCAAAUGA
Dovyalis caffra is the source of this 2124-nucleotide messenger RNA. The record is from the annotation of a GenBank genome assembly. Lineage: Eukaryota; Viridiplantae; Streptophyta; Magnoliopsida; Malpighiales; Salicaceae.